AUGUCCGGGCUGCUCUACAUUACAGGGCCACCGACUGCAAACGACCGCCUGCUGCUCGCUGUGAUCCUUGUUGGCCACUUGCACCUCACUUCAGCCGCACCGUUGCCCAUAGUCGUCAGCGAUACCGGUGUCAUGUCGAACUACUCGGCCAGCGAGAUCGAUACCAGCUCGAUCCAGUCGCCGCGCUCCAUCAUCACCCUCGUUGUCUUUGUGCUGACCAACUGUGCCGUCUUGUUCCCCUUCCAUGUCCCCUUCCUUCUCCCACUAUGGGUCUGCAACGCCAUCCUCCGUGUCCUUGUCGCUUUGCGCAUUAUUUCACCGCCCAGACAUCGGCUGCAGAAGCGCUGGCAGUGCUUCAAGUUCCCCGUCAACUUUGUCACCGCGCCGCUGAUCGCCGACCUCUUCCUGCUCGCCAUCCUCGCCAUCGGUCGCGAUGAGGUCUAUGGCGGCACCAUCGGCUCCAACAACAUAUUCCCCAUCGAUAUCAUGGCAUUUUUUCUCACCCUCGCCUACGUCGCCAUCUCCAUUGACGCCUCCGGCCUCGUCCGCUACCUCGCCUUCAAGGUUCUCCAAAAGGGCGGCAAGGUCGGCCACCGCCUCUUCUUCUACCUCUACGUCUUCUUCUUCGGCCUCGGCAGCUUCAUCGGCAACGAUCCCAUCAUCCUCUCCGGCACCGCCUUCCUCGCCUACAUGACCCGCGUCUCCUCCAACAUCGUCCACCCGCGCGCCUGGAUCCACAGCCAAUUCGCCGUCGCCAACAUCGCCUCCGCCAUUCUGGUCUCGUCCAAUCCAACCAAUCUCGUGCUCGCCGGCGCCUUCCACCUGCGCUUCAUCGACUACACCGCCAACAUGAUUGUUCCUGUCCUGGUCACCGGCAUCGUACUGUUCCCCUUUCUUCUGUACAUUGUCUUCGCCGACGAGUCGCUCAUCCCGCUGUCCAUCACCAUGUACGAGCUCGACGAGGACGCCCGGUCCAAGAAGCCGGUCAACCCCAACAUUCCCAACGCCCGCGGAACCGCCAAAGACACCGAGACCCAACAGGCCAACGGCACUCCCAGCAAGCAGCUGUCGCUCGAGGAGAUCAUGAACCCCUUCCUCGACAAGGGCGGUGCCACCUUUGGCGCCAUCAUCAUGGCAGCCACCCUCAUCACUCUGCUCGUGCUCAACGCCACCAGCCAGAAAACGGGCGAGCAUCCCGUCUUUUACGUCACCCUGCCUGCCGCUUUUGUCAUGUUCUGCUGGGACCUCAGCUUCGGCUGGAUCCACCGCAAGGAGACCCGUGAACUCGCCGCCAAGGGCCGCGCUGAAAUCGCCGCUGCAGAGGAGGCCGCCCGCGAGGCUGAGCUGGCCAAGUUAACUUGGAACAAACUGGCCGAGCAAGGCUUGCUCGACGAAGCCACGCAUACCGUAAACCCAGAAACAGAAGCCUCAGGGCCACGCACGCUUGGCUCCCAAAACACUCCCGGCGCUGACUCGACUCUUUCGACAUCGCCAACACGCCCGCUUCAGUCCAUCAGCGGCGCGCUGAAAGCUGUCGGAAUCUACGUUACGAACGAGGACACCGCCGAUACGCUGACAAAAGGCAUUUGUCUGUCAAAUAGCGUGCGUGGAAAAGGAAAGGGUGCGGUUGUUAGCCAUGGAAAGGACGCGGACGGUAAGACUGUCGCUGGCAAUGGUCACGUGAUGACCAUGGGCCAUGAGGUCACCGACAUCGAUGCCGAGAAGCUCUCGAGCCCCAUUCUAAGCGGCAUGGACACCGAGAGACAAGACACGAGUCUAGACAGGAGCAGUCCAGGUCAAGCGCCGGCCACACUUGUCUCACUCUGUAAGAAGGCAUACGUCUGGUCCCAGGAGACCUUUCCGACCGUGACAACUGUGCUGGCGCACCUGCCCUUUGCGCUUGUGCCAUUUGCCCUCUCCAUGUUUGUGCUCGUGCAGGCACUCGUAAACAAGGGCUGGGUCGCCGUGUUCGCUUAUGGCUGGUAUCACUGGGUCGACAAGACGGGUACUGUCGGCAGUGUGGGUGGCAUGGGCUUCUUGUCCGUCAUCUUGUGUAAUUUCGCCGGCACCAACAUCGGCACAAGCAUCCUGCUCUCCCGCGUCAUCCAAGCUUGGGUAGAAAUCCACAAGAGCAAAAACCUGCCCAUCAGUGACCGCACCUUCUGGGCUGCCGUCUACAGCAUGGCCCUGGGUGUCAACUACGGCGCCUUUAGCGCCGCCUUCAGCGCCUCCCUCGCAGGCCUUUUGUGGCGCGACAUCCUCGCGCGCAAGCACAUCCGCGUGCCCAGCCUCGAGUUCGCACGUGUCAACCUGCCGAUCAUCACCAUCUCCAUGAUCGUCGGAUGCACCGUGCUCAUCGCAGAGAUCUAUAUAAUGCGAAACGACAAGCCUAUAAACUUCUCAAAACUGUGA
This is a messenger RNA of Grosmannia clavigera kw1407, 2412 nucleotides long. RefSeq names its product putative arsenite efflux transporter. NCBI's taxonomy places the organism in Eukaryota, Fungi, Ascomycota, Sordariomycetes, Ophiostomatales, Ophiostomataceae. The transcript has 4 exons. Gene Ontology annotation, cellular component: membrane. Bases 1 to 2412 code for a protein of 803 amino acids. Gene Ontology annotation, biological process: transmembrane transport. The record is from RefSeq and is a predicted model, not a curated record.